Molecule: messenger RNA, 665 nt
Organism: Portunus trituberculatus (swimming crab)
Lineage: Eukaryota; Metazoa; Arthropoda; Malacostraca; Decapoda; Portunidae
Product: fatty acid-binding protein-like
Biological process (GO): fatty acid transport
Cellular component (GO): cytosol; nucleus
Molecular function (GO): fatty acid binding
Source: RefSeq, a predicted model, not a curated record
CCCACCCAUCACUCUCCGCCAGUCCUCUUGACGCCCGCACCUGCCCCAACGUCAGCCCGCCACACCACCCACAAUGGCUCCUCCUUUCGAUGGAAAAUUCCUCCUGGACACCUCCGAGAACUUCGAGGAGUUCAUGAAGGCACUUGGUGUUGGAAUCAUGCUGAGGAAGCUUGGCUCCAGCAGCAAGCCCACCGUGGAAUUCUCUGUGGGUGAGGAUGACACGUGGACCAUGAAGACCAUCUCCCUCAAGACCACCGAAGUCAAAUUCAAGCUGGGAGAAGAAAUUACCGAAACCACACUUGACGGCCGGGAAUGCAAGACGGUAUUCACACUGGAUGGCCAUAAGCUGACCCAAAUGCAAAAUGCGCAAAAGGGCAAGAGCGCGAAGUACGUGAGGGAAUUCAACGAUAAUGAGAUGAUCACGAUAGCGGAGUGUGACGGCGUGGUGUCGAAGCGUACCUACAAGCGGCAGUAAGCUCACCAACACCUGAGUCACAGCAAGCUUAAUGAAACACCAGCUGGAGUCAGUAAUAAUAAUCAAAUGCCAACUUCUACUAUUCCUUAUAUUACUACUCAUCAUCAAAAUGCCAUCCUCAAGGACAAUACAUUAUCAACAGUUUGCUCUUUUUUGUAGUAUGAAGGAUAAAAUAUAAUUCUAAAAUGUA